GUACUUGCAAAAUUUUCAGGCCUACGCAAUACGCAGAGCUUCUAUCGAGACUCAAGAGUCAGCUGAAACCCCGUAUCCCGUCUCUCCAGCAGCUUUCUUACGCCAAUUCCAAUUGCAAUUCCUCCUUCAUUCAAAGGAGCGACGCACCACAAAUUGGCAACUGUGAGUGGCGAAGUACCUUUCUCUCUCCUCAAUCCUCAUUCUCUCUUCUACAGUCAGUAAUUGCUCGCACUUAGAAGAAGAAGAUGACAGAAGUAGCGAGCUCGGUGGUACACGAAGUGUUGGGAAAAAGAGCUCAAGAAUUAGACGAUCCUAUUCUCGAUUACAUCGUCAAUGUCCUCGCCGAUGAAGACUUUGAUUUCGGCUCUGAAGGUGACGGCGUUUUCGACGCUCUCGGUGAACUCCUCGUUGAUUCUGGUUGCGUCUCCGAUUUCUCCGAGUGUCGCUCGGUAUGUGGCAAAUUAUGCGAUAAAUUCGGGAAGCAGGGUUUAGUCAAGCCAAAACCGGCUGUAAGAAGUCUAGCAGCACCAGUGAGGAUGUUUGAUGGGAUGGAUGAAGAAGUGGUGCCAAAGAAGAAGGUUGAGGAGAUAGAUGGCCCUCUAUUGACUGAGCGUGAUAAAAUGAAGAUUGAAAGAAGAAAAAGAAAGGAUGAGCGCCAAAGAGAGGCUCAAUACCUAAAGCACGUGGAAGAAAUGGAAGCUGUCAGAGCAGGAAUGCCUGUUGUAUGUGUAGAUCAUGGGCAAGAUACUGGUGGACCUUCCAUCAGGGAUAUCCAUUUAGAUGGUUUUAGUGUAUCUGUUGGAGGCCGGGAGCUCAUUGUAGAUGGUUCAGUGACUCUUUCUUUUGGGAGACACUUUGGACUUAUUGGAAGAAAUGGUACAGGGAAAACUACAUUCCUCAGGCACCUGGCCUUAAAGGCCAUUGAUGGUAUCCCGAAGAAUUGUCAAAUACUUCACGUGGAGCAAGAAGUGGUGGGUGAUGACACAACAGCCUUGCAAUGUGUGCUUAACUCUGAUAUGGAACGAACCCAACUUUUGGAAGAAGAAGCUCGCUUAUUAGCCUUGCAGAAAGAAUUUGAGCUUGAAGGUUCAGAUGAGAAAAACAACGGUCAAUUGAAUGGAGAUGUUGACAAAGAUGCCAUCGUGCAAAGGCUGCAAGAGAUAUACAAAAGACUUGAACUCAUUGAUGCAGAUUCUGCGGAGGCCCGAGCAGCUUCUAUUCUUGCGGGUCUUAGUUUCUCACCGGAGAUGCAGCACAAGGCAACAAAAACCUUUUCGGGAGGAUGGCGAAUGCGUAUCGCUCUUGCACGUGCUUUGUUUAUAGAGCCUGAUCUAUUGCUUCUUGACGAACCGACAAACCAUCUUGAUCUACAUGCUGUGCUGUGGUUGGAGACUUACUUAUUGAAGUGGCCCAAAACAUUUAUAGUUGUGUCUCAUGCCAGAGAGUUCUUGAAUACGGUUGUCACUGAUAUCAUUCAUCUACAAGGGCAGAAACUGACGACAUAUAAAGGGAAUUAUGACACAUUUGAAAGAACAAGAGAGGAACAAAUGAAGAAUCAAAUGAAAGCAUUUGAGGCUAAUGAAAAAUCUAGGGCACAUAUGCAGAAUUUCAUUGACAAGUUCCGUUACAACGCAAAGCGUGCAUCUCUUGUUCAAUCUAGAAUCAAGGCACUGGACCGCAUGGGUUUUGUGGAUGCGGUAGUUAAUGAUCCUGAUUACAAGUUUGAGUUCCCAACGCCAGAUGACCGACCAGGCCCUCCUAUCAUAAGUUUUAGUGAUGCAUCAUUUGGUUAUCCUGGCGGGCCAACAUUAUUCAAGAACUUAAACUUUGGGAUUGAUCUGGACAGCCGUAUUGCAAUGGUUGGUCCUAAUGGUAUUGGUAAGUCCACUAUACUCAAUCUGAUUGCUGGGGAACUGCAGCCAAGCUCAGGAACUGUUUUCCGCUCAGCCAAGGUCCGUAUUGCUGUAUUUAGUCAACACCAUGUUGAUGGAUUGGACCUGUCUUCUAAUCCUCUUCUCUAUAUGAUGCGCUGCUUCCCGGGUGUGCCUGAACAGAAGUUGAGAGGUCAUUUGGGUUCAUUUGGCAUAACUGGAAAUCUUGCGCUCCAGCCUAUGUACACUUUAUCUGGUGGACAAAAAAGCAGAGUAGCAUUUGCAAAGAUUACUUUCAAGAAGCCACAUUUAUUGUUGCUGGACGAGCCAUCAAAUCAUCUUGAUUUGGAUGCUGUGGAAGCACUUAUUCAGGGUCUUGUUAUGUUCCAAGGAGGAAUACUGAUGGUCAGUCACGAUGAACACUUAAUAUCGAACAGUGUGGAUGAGCUGUGGGCAGUUUCUGAUGGCAUAGUGACACCUUUCCGUGGAACUUUCCAAGAUUAUAAAAAAUUACUUCAUUCAUCUUAAAUUGAGUCACUGAUCUGUCAUCAGAACACGAGCUUUUACAUAGUGGGCAUAGGUUAUCGCAGGUUCGAAACUACAAAAAUGUUUGAUACUAUGUCAAAACAUGCCCUAAAGUACAAUUUUUGUUCAUGCUGGGUACUGUAGAAUGAAGUAAUUAUUAUUACUAUACUACAAGCACUGAUAAGUUAUCAUUGGUCUCAAGGUAGGAGUCUUAUUAUGUAACAAGCAAACAUAUUGAAUUUAAAGGAAGCAUAUUUAUUUUCUUCA
Molecule: messenger RNA, 2663 nt
Organism: Beta vulgaris subsp. vulgaris (sugar beet)
Lineage: Eukaryota; Viridiplantae; Streptophyta; Magnoliopsida; Caryophyllales; Amaranthaceae
Product: ABC transporter F family member 3
Exons: 18
Coding region: 246-2399 (717 amino acids)
Molecular function (GO): ATP binding; ATP hydrolysis activity
Source: RefSeq, a predicted model, not a curated record